CCUGCUCUAAAGGCUGAACCCCGGGACCCACGGGUGCCUGUCUGCGGCGUGCGAAGCCCAGAAGCAUUGGGCAAUCGUGGUUUCCUCCCUGCCCUCAGGGACCCAGCCGUGCGAGCCCAGCCCCGAGGUGUCUCAGGACAUGGAGGAGACGGUUGUGCGGCCCUCAGUGUUUGUGGUGGACGGACAGACAGACAUCCCAUUCACACGGCUGGGGCCCAGCCGCCGCCAAAGACAGCCCUGCAGUGCAUCCCAGCUGGGCCUGGGCCUCCUGCUGCUGCUGCUGGCGGCUGGGCUGGCCGUCCAGGGCUGGUUCCUGCUGCAGCUGCACUGGCGUCUGGGGGAGAUGGUCACACCCCUGCUGGAUGGAGAAGCAGAAUCCUGGAAGCAGCUGACCCAAGGACGAAGGUCCCUCCAGGCCAACCCAGCAGCACACCUCACAGGUGCCAACUCCAGCCUGACGGGCAGCGGGGGCCCGCUGCUCUGGGAGACAAAGCUGGGCUUGGCCUUCUUGAGGGGCCUCAGCUACCGUGACGGCUCCCUGGUGAUUGCCCGGGCCGGCUACUAUUACAUCUACUCCAAGGUGCAGCUGGGGGGCGUGGGCUGCCCGCAGGGGCUGACCAGCGGCCUGCCCAUCACGCAUGGCCUCUACAAACGCACACCGCGCUACCCCGAGGAGCUCGAGCUGCUGGUCAGUCGGCGGUCACCCUGUGGGCGAGCCACCGGCCCCCGCGUCUGGUGGGACAGCAGCUUCCUGGGAGGCGUGGUGCACCUGGACGCUGGCGAGGAGGUGGUCGUCCGUGUGCCGGAUGAGCGCCUGGUCCGGCUCCGUGACGGGACCCGCUCCUACUUUGGGGCCUUCAUGGUGUAAGAAAGGAGUGACAGUGAUGCCUCCCUCAGAGGGUGCCUUGGGGAACCGAGAACCCGGCAAGCGAAGAGCUCAGCGGGCACCUCCAGGGGCCGACAACCCAGCCACCCCUGAAGGUUGGAGACCCAGCUGGCACCCCUGGAGCCCCAAAGGAAACUGCAGAGCCACUACGGGCAAUACUGAAGACAAAGACCCAGAGACUUGAGGGUCUCUAGGCCCCCCAACCGGGGGAAAGCUGAUCUGCCUGAUAUUCAGGAAGAAGGGGUGAGGGGUGGGUAUUUAUGUUUUCGAUUCAGAGAAGAGUGGGACGUGGGGGUCCAGAGACUUUGGCCCAGGACGGGCAACCCCAGCCUUCCCCACUCUCAUGAGUGUGGGCGGUUGGAGGAAGGGAGUCAUCAUCAAGACUGACCCAUGUGGACAGCCCAGCCAGUCCCCCCCACGGCCAUAGCCACACACUCAAGAUCGGCUCACAGGUCUGUGGCUGUACCUCCUCCUGGCUGUGUAAGUUCACCCUCAGAGACACAGGUGCAGGGAUGUCCCGGUGACCACCAGCUCUCCUGGGAGGGAGAGGCUCUGUAGUGUUUGUGAUCUCCUUGGUGUGAAGGCUCCCGUCACGGCUGGUUUCUGGCUACCAACGUAUCACCAGCUGGCUGGCUGGAUCUCAGCACUGCUGGGUGUUCACAUCCCACCAGGACACACGGCUGUGUUUCAGCACCCAGGUCAGGGUCUGGCAUGUAGUGGGCACCUGGAAAAUGUUUGCAGAGAGAAGAAAGGGAGGAAGGGAGGAGGGUAGGAAAGAAGGGAGGGAGGGAGGAGGGAAAAGAAGAAGGGAGGAGGGGAAGGAAGAAGGGAAAGAGGGGAGGAAAGGAAGAUGGAGAGAGAAUGUGGACAUGCCUAUGGCAUCACAGAAAAUCACAAGGUGCCCUUCAGAUCUGCACUCGUACACACAAAGCAUCAGAUACUCGCACAGUCACACACAAGUCAUAGGACCACAAACACACAGUCAGAUUAUGUGACGUAUGACACAUAUAUCCUACAUAAGUCAUCAUCACAGCCACAGUGACCCAAAGGGGCCAUACGGUCACACCAAGUGUCACACAUGGGAUGCCACGCACAUCACAUCAGAUGCUGCAUCACGGUCCCAACCCGUCACACACACACCACAUCACACACAGCCUGAGGUUCCUCCCAGCUAAGACCAAUACAUCCUGGGAUGAGGACCACUGUCGGCAGCCCUGGGCUCCCUGACCAUGGGUCUUGGAAAUAAAUGGUAAAUGUUACAACUGGGUCUGUCUCUUCUCAGGGGAAUGGUGGCUUGUAGGCAGAGGGGCGGUAGAUGGGGUCACCUGUGGAGGUCACUUUACAAAUAAGUAAACUGAACCCAGCUGGCCCAACUCCCUGUAGGAAGCUCGGGGGGAAGGGUGGGAGAAAUCAGAAGCCUCAUGCCCAGAUCUGCCUCCCCCUCGAAUCUCCCAUUCCUGAUGACGAAGUGAAGGCUACACCCUGCCAAGCACCCUGAUUGCGGACAUCGGGACAGAGUGGCGGUCUACCCAGCCAGCUGGAAGCUCGAACUAAGUGGGAACACGGGAAGAGUGAGGAGAGAGAGGGGCAGACAACAAUAUGCAUACAAAUCAGGCGGUCUGCAGAGAUGAGCAUGUACCCUGGUGUGGCUGGAGGGAGGUGUUGGUGCCCAGGACCCAAAGCUGAGGGCUCAGACCCCAGAGGUAGACGAUUAUUGUUGUUAGUGUUUAUUUAUUAUUGUUGAUAGUGCUGUCAUCGUUGGCCUGAACAGGGAGGGAGGGAAACAGGCUUUGCAGUCAGAUGGUCCUGGGUUCCAAUUCCACUCUGCCACCUGCUCCUGUGUGACCUCAAGCAAGUCCCACCACCUCU
Messenger RNA from Acinonyx jubatus (cheetah), 2755 nucleotides. It is a transcript of the gene TNFSF14, whose product is annotated as TNF superfamily member 14. Gene Ontology annotation, biological process: immune response. Gene Ontology annotation, molecular function: tumor necrosis factor receptor binding. The transcript is spliced from 4 exons. NCBI's taxonomy places the organism in Eukaryota, Metazoa, Chordata, Mammalia, Carnivora, Felidae. The record is from RefSeq and is a predicted model, not a curated record. Bases 140 to 868 code for a protein of 242 amino acids. Gene Ontology annotation, cellular component: membrane.